GUUCGCGUCGUAAUUUCAAACUGGUCUGUGGCUCGAAACAUCCUCGGUUUCACUGUUUACACAGCCAGCGAAAAGUCAAUGGGCGAGUUUACCUAUUCAUAUAUUCAAUAACCUUACUGAAUAUAGCCUACGGAUGCAUUCAACAAAUAAGAAAUAAACCUGCCCAUAUAUGUAGGAACACAUUGCGAUCUUUUCAAUGAGUUCUCACAUCGUCACCCCAGGUCCAUAUAGGGCCACCAAACUGUGGAAUGAAGUAACCAAGCUUUUCCGGGCUGGGAUGCCUUUGAAGAAGCACCGGCAGCACUUCAGAGUUUACAUGAACUGCUUCACUGCAUCAGCAGCUGUGGACUGGUUACAUGAACUCUUGAAUAACAACAGCAAUUUUGGACCCAAGGUCACCAGACAUCAGACAAUCCAGCUGCUGAAAAAGUUCUUGAAGAACCAUGUUAUUGAAGAUGUGAAGGGUAGAUGGGGCAUGGAAGACCUGGAGGACAACAGUACGCUGUACAGGUUCCCAUCAACAUCUCCACUGAAGCCCAUUCCUAACCGUUCCCCUUUUUUGAGGAAAAAAAGCAUGUCUAUGAUGGACAGGGAGAGUUUCUUCAAAUUCAGGAGCUCUAAGAUAUUUGACAAAGAAAUAUUGGAAAAUGUGGAUCCGAAAACACAAGAAUCUCCAAUGGGAUCAUCCUCAGAGGAGACGGAGCACUGCAGGGAGCUCACAGAGGACGACAUUCAAGUCAUCUGGAAGAAUGUCACACUUACACAUUUGCAGAAGUUGGUGGGAUCAGGGGCUCUUGAAGAUGUUUUGGAUCCAGCCCAAGUCAAUCCUCAGUUUAUUGUGUAUAAUAUGACCCAAGUCAAUAAACAUGGAGUCGUUUCAUUGGAAGAUAAGACAGAUGAUUUGCCGCACUGGGUUUUGUCUGCUAUGAAAUGUCUUGCAAACUGGCCAAAGUAUGACUCAAACCAGCCAUCUUACCCAGGCUUUGAGCGGGAUGUGUUUAAAACGGUCUCAGAAUAUUUCUACGGUCUUUCUCAGCCACUGCUUACUUAUCAGUUCUAUGAACUCUUUGUGAACAUCCUGGUUAUGUGUGGCUACAUCACGGCUCCUAAAACUCAACGUGGAAAGCGUAAAAACCUGAAGGAACCCAACUGCCCACAGAGCCAAAACCCCUAUGUGAACGCUGCCAACCUGUUCAAAUCGACCGAAUGCCUCCUGCUGAGCUUAAUAAGAAAAGAGGCCUUCGAUGAAGUGGAUUUGCCCAUGAGGGAAGUUUUCAGUUCAAAAGCAGAGACUAAGUUAGAAACCCAUAGAGCACAGCAGACCGUUUUCAAGGGUAGAUGGGCCAGCGAUGGAGACCGGCUGGGCGGUAGCUAUCUAGAAAUAUCUCAGGCUCACAAAAAAACAGAAGUCCCGUAUGGCAGGCUUUGGUCAAGAAGUUGCUCUUUGGAGGGAAUUGUUGAUAACCGUUUAAAGAACAGACUUCUCAGAUCAUCUGAAAGCCUACAGUCCUGCAGCAGUGAUAAAUCAUCCUCUCAAACAGAUUCUCCACUAGACCCAAACCUCAAAUUUGAGCUUCAAGGUUCCUCAGUGUCCAUAAACUCUUGUGUUCAAACUUCUAGCAACAACACAAGUUCCCAACUGCCUUCUGAUCUUCGCCGAACCAACCAGAGAUCCUCCAGGGCCCGGCCUAGAAGCAUCGGUAACUUGUUUGACAUAAAGGAGAACAGAGAAACGUCUGCUAGCAGCUUUAGCAUCCACACUCCUGUGGCUGAAAUUACCAUGAGACCAGAUUCCACAUCCAGCAUUGGCCUUAGAGGUCCUGGUUUGCUCAGUUUGCAUGGAAGUUGCAUGAACAUUAGGGCAGGUCCGAGCUUUAGCAGACGCUGUCAGAGCUCUCUGGACCUGAGCAAACCUGCACCCACUCGGCCCCCUUCGGCCCCAUUAGCACGCCACCCUAAGCAAAGUUUAUUGCAGCCGUCACUGGAGCGGGUGGCCAUCGAGGCCCUGCAGCUCUGCACAUUACUCCUGCCCCCCGCCAGCCGUCGCAAACUACAGCUACUUCUGCGAAUGAUCUCGCGCAUGAGCCAGAACGUGGACAUGCCGCGGCUGCAUGAUGUCAUUGGAACACGGACUUUGUUGGUGCAGACGUUCUCUAGGUGUGUGCUGCGCUGUGAGGAGGUGGAUGAUCUGGAUGAGCUCUUGGCUACAAGGCUGUUAUCGUUUCUUAUGGAUCACCAUCAGGAGGUUCUGGAGGUGCCUGUGUACCUGCGUAAUGCUGUGGAAGAUCACAUCAGUUAUCUCAAAUCACUGAGUUGGAGGAGGAGUUCUAAGACUCUGUGGCUGUUUCUGGGAACAGAGCGUUUCUGGUUUACACACACAGGCAUCAUCUCACCUCAAACUCGUUUCAACAUGGUCAGCUGUCUUGAACACCCAGCCGGUGGCUAUAAAAAAAUCUUUGAGUCAUGUGAAGAGUUAGCUGAGCCCAUUCCUGCUCACGUCUCAGGCAAAAUCCCAGCCUGGCUCACUGGCAGCCUGCUCCGUAUGGGCCCUGGGCUCUUUGAGAUUGGAGAUGAACCUUUUUAUCAUCUUUUUGAUGGUCAGGCUCUCAUACACAAGUUUGACCUGAAAGAUGGACAUGUCACUUAUUUCCGCAGGUUUAUCAGAACCGAUGCUUAUGUGAGAGCCAUGACAGAGAAAAGGAUUGUGAUCACAGAGUUUGGCACCGCUGCAUAUCCAGAUCCAUGCAAAAACAUCUUUUCCAGGUUUUUUACUUACUUUCAAGGCAUUGAGGUGACGGACAACUGCCUUGUCAACAUCUACCCCAUUGGUGAGGACUUCUAUGCCUGCACGGAAACCAACUACAUAACCAAAGUUGAUCCUGAUACCCUAGAAACAAUAAAAAAGGUGGACCUCUGCAAUUAUCUCUCAGUAAACGGUGUGACUGCACAUCCACAUACUGAACCAGACGGUACUGUAUAUAACAUUGGAAACUGCUUUGGGAAGAACAUGUCACUGGCCUACAACAUUGUCAAGAUCCCUCCACCACAAGAAGAUAAAUCUGAUCCAAUUGAAAAGUCAAAGGUUUUGGUGCAGUUUCCAAGCAGUGAGAGAUUCAAACCAUCCUACAUCCAUAGCUUUGGCAUGACGGAGAACUACUUUGUGUUUGUUGAGACUCCUGUGAAGAUCAAUCUACUGAAAUUUCUGACCUCCUGGAGUAUCAGAGGGACAAAUUAUAUGGACUGCUUUGAGUCCAAUGACAAAAUGGGUACAUGGUUUCAUCUGGCAACCAAGAAUCCUGGAGAAUACAUGGACCACAAAUUCAGAACAUCUGCCUUUAAUCUUUUCCAUCACAUUAACUGUUAUGAGGACCAAGGCUUUAUUGUUGUUGACCUGUGCACUUGGAAGGGGCAUGAUUUUGUGUAUAAUUACCUAUAUUUGGCAAAUGUGAGGCAAAACUGGGAGGAAGUCAAAAAAGCAGCCUUAAGAGCUCCACAGCCAGAGGUGCGGAGAUACGUGCUUCCACUGGACAUCCACAGGGAAGAGCAGGGGAAGAAUUUGGUUUCGCUUCCAUACACCACAGCCACAGCUGUCAUGUGCAGUGAUGGAACCGUUUGGCUUGAACCUGAAGUUCUUUUCUCUGGACCACGUCAAGCUUUUGAGUUUCCUCAGAUCAACUACAAAAAAUACUGUGGGAAAAAUUACACCUUUGCUUAUGGACUUGGGCUAAACCACUUUGUUCCAGACCGGAUUUGCAAGUUGAAUGUGAAAAGCAAAGAAACUUGGAUAUGGCAGGAGCCAGAUGCCUAUCCAUCCGAACCACUGUUUGUGCAAAGCCCUGAUGCUAAAGACGAAGAUGAUGGUGUUCUUCUGAGUAUUGUAGUGAAACCAGGAGUCACCCAGAGGCCAGCGUUCCUCCUCAUACUCAAUGCCACUGACCUGACAGAAAUAGCACGUGCAGAGGUUGAUGUCAUGAUUCCUGUCACUCUUCAUGGCCUGUACAAACCUUAGAGGACCAGAAUCACGACUUUGCAUUUCAGUAAACAGACAAUCCUUUAAAAAAAAAA
Messenger RNA from Cyprinus carpio (common carp), 4065 nucleotides. RefSeq names its product retinal Mueller cells isomerohydrolase. The record is from RefSeq and is a predicted model, not a curated record. Gene Ontology annotation, molecular function: oxidoreductase activity, acting on single donors with incorporation of molecular oxygen, incorporation of two atoms of oxygen. Lineage: Eukaryota; Metazoa; Chordata; Actinopteri; Cypriniformes; Cyprinidae. Gene Ontology annotation, biological process: intracellular signal transduction.